Microthlaspi erraticum is the source of this 540-nucleotide messenger RNA. Lineage: Eukaryota; Viridiplantae; Streptophyta; Magnoliopsida; Brassicales; Brassicaceae. The record is from the annotation of a GenBank genome assembly.
AUGGAGGAAUAUGGAAGACACAUGACUAGGAUUGUUGUGACCCUAUUUGAAGCCAUGGCAGAAACUUUGUCCCUUGAACUAUCUGCUGAACGGAAAACAAGCUGCUUAUCGGAGUCAACAGGUGUGGUACGUGUUCAACGUUAUCCCCAGUGCACCGAAUCACCCGGACUUGAGGCUCAUACGGAUAGUUCGAUGAUAUCCAUAAUAAACCAAGACGAUGUUGGUGGGCUAGAGUUCAUGAAAGAUGGGGAGUGGUUCAAUGUCAAACCUCUUGCAGAUUCUCUUGUCAUCGGUCUCGGUGAUAUGAUGCAGAUGAUAAGUGAUGAGGAGUACAAGAGUGUGUUGCAUAAAGUGGGAAAGAGGAUGAACAAGAAAGAGAGAUACUCGAUAAUUUACUUUGUGUUCCCAGCCAAAGACUGUGUGUUUGAAUCGAGUCGCUACAAGCCAUUCAAGUUCUCGGAGUUUGAAGCUCAAGUUAAGCUUGAUGUUGAGAUCCAUGGUAGCAAAGUCGGCCUUUCUCAGUUCCUCAGCAUCCCUUAG